Molecule: messenger RNA, 847 nt
Organism: Aspergillus welwitschiae
Lineage: Eukaryota; Fungi; Ascomycota; Eurotiomycetes; Eurotiales; Aspergillaceae
Exons: 1
Coding region: 86-265 (59 amino acids)
Source: RefSeq, a predicted model, not a curated record
CCGAUCAUCAUUGCCUUACGGGCCAAUUUAGCGCGCUCCUAGCUAUUCACCUGUGACUGUUCCCCGGAGCCCGGGGCUCAGGUCCAUGGGUCCUACCGGUCAAUCUGCGGCGGCGGCUCUGGAAUGGGGCAAUUUGCGGUUUUUCGCUGUCUCUCCUUUUGCCUUUUUCUCUCCCUUUUUGCUUCCUACUUUUUAUUUUUUAUUUUUUUUUCUCCCCUCUCUUAUUUAUUAUUAUAAUUAUUAUUUUUGGUCCCAUUUUUCCUAAACCCAUUUUACCCUUGAGUUCUUGUUUUAUUUUCCUUUUUUGUUAUUUAUCUUCUAAUUUUCGUUCCCAUUAUUUCCCUACUUUAGUUUAUCGUUUUCCCCUUUGAGUGUUUAGUGUGGUCUGACAGUAGGUCUGGUUGAUGGAUACACUUCCAGCUCCGAUCUCAAUCUGAUUUUUCCCCUUAUGACAUUUUUUCUGUUUGAUUCGAUAAUGAUGAUGCUAAUUAUUCCUGGCUAAUAUUUUACAAUCGGGAAAAUCACGGAAUUGAUUUGAUUUUUUCUGUGCUGUAAGGAAUCAAAGAACCAUACCGCUCUUACAUGGGUAACCGGGCGGUUUCCCUCUGGUUCCCUUUCUGCCCGGACACGGCUGGGCGUUACUACUGGCGAGAGAGAGAGAGAGAGACUUAGAGAGUAAUACUUACUCAAGUUGUCACCCAAGGUGGGAGUGAAAAUGAUGUAUGCCCCGUAAGUAAGUAGUACCUUGGAUGGAGAGAGUAUUGUUUCGCUUCUGCUAUUGGCUCCACCCCUUUCUCGGAUUCCGGUUCUGCUUUGCUGCUUCUCUUUUCCUGCUACUUUUUCCCCU